AUGGAUUAUCGCCUGGUGCUGAAAAUUCUCAGCUUUCUGCUGUUGGCCCAGUUGGGCCGAGCCCAGCCCCAGCAGCAGCAACAGCAACACCAACAGUCGCCAUCAGACUAUGGCGAGGAGCAGCCACCGGAGGGUUACUAUGCCUUUGUGGAAUCACCAAAUGCCGUUCCGCCCAAGGUCAGACUGCCACCUUACACCUAUGUGAAUGCCGACUGCAAGGAUGUGGCCGCCGGCAAGAAGUCGGCGGUGUCCGUGCACAACAUCUGCGGGGAUUUGAACAAGGGCCAGAUUCCCAAGAAUCCGCUGGGUCAGAAUGUGCUCAACGAACCCUAUCCCUUUGAACUUAUUCGUAAUCAGACGCUGAAGUUCCUUUCAAAGACUUUGCCUGUUCUCAAGGCCGAUGACACCCUGCCCAAGGUCACGCAGAUCAUUCGCGAUGAGCCCGUGGAGCAGCUGGAUAGCAACAAUAUCGAUAGGCCGUAUCCGGCCGGAGGAUCCACGAGGAUUCGUCGCAGUCAGCCGGAGGGCAUAGAGACGAACGAGUACAGCUACUUUGAUCCAGCUUUGGACGAGGAGGAACAGCACCAGCAUCAUCAGCGGGAGCAACAGCAGCGGCGAGCCGCCGAGGAGCGGAAGCCACGAAAGUUCUGCGAUGGCGGUGGAGUAUUCUGCACUCUGUAUAGGGCCAUCCAAGGAGACACCGGUGGCUCUGCCCAAGCCACGCCCACAGCGGAGCGUCGCGAGGAAGUGGGUCCCAUUCGUUACGAGGGUCCGCCCACUCCCUGUCCCGCCAAGGUGGAGUAUGCCACGCCUGUCUUUGCCAAGAACUAUCAGGGAGCCUGGCGUUAUGUGGUGCAGAUUCCCUACGAGGGCUACUUUACCCAGACGGUGGAGGUGACGCGCUGCAUCCAGGCACGCUGUCACUACUUGGACGGCGGCUGUCUGUCGUCGCCGCGCUGGGUGAGCCUGCUUGUGGCCGAGAUCUUCUAUCCGAAUGCCGAGGACACAGUGCCCAUCAGUUCGACCACUACGCAGACACCCUCGGUGCAGGACUUCCAGGCCUACCAGCAGUAUCUGCAGAAGCGAGCCGGCGUGGCCACCGCCUCCGAUGGCACCUCCUCGGGCGGCUCCGGCUCAUCGGCUGCCGCGGAUGCCCACUGCGAUGGUAACGAUGAGCUUGGCUGCUUCCAGGUGCGUCUGUACUACGACUGGUUCCUUAUUCCCGGCUCCUGCAAGUGCUGGCGUCCGGAUUACUUUGCCAAGUACGUUCGCCGGAAGUCGGUGGCCGAUUUGUGAGGCUUUACUCGAACUGCAUCAGCGGAAUCCUUAGCAUAAGCUUAAAUCCUAGCACCUAGUAACAUACAUAAAACUAUUGAGAUGAAAUGCUCAUUCUAGUGAUCCUCUUGAGAUGAAACUCGGAUCGCGUAGAGUUUGCAGUUCCUGCAACACAGAUACAUCUACCAGAUAUAUUAUUAACCUAGGCAA
Drosophila serrata is the source of this 1485-nucleotide messenger RNA. RefSeq names its product Spaetzle domain-containing protein 6 (gene spz6). Gene Ontology annotation, cellular component: extracellular region. NCBI's taxonomy places the organism in Eukaryota, Metazoa, Arthropoda, Insecta, Diptera, Drosophilidae. Gene Ontology annotation, biological process: innate immune response; central nervous system formation. The record is from RefSeq and is a predicted model, not a curated record. Gene Ontology annotation, molecular function: growth factor activity; Toll binding.